Messenger RNA from Thamnophis sirtalis, 1415 nucleotides. Lineage: Eukaryota; Metazoa; Chordata; Lepidosauria; Squamata; Natricidae. The record is from RefSeq and is a predicted model, not a curated record.
AUGUUGCUGGGCAGCUGGAUGGAGAGACACCUGCGGUCAAUCUGGGCGGAGCACAUCACGGGGAUCGACAACCAUCAGGCUGCCUGGCUGAGUCGAAAGACGGUGGACAAUGGAGAGUGGAGCCUCUCCCUGGAGCUGUUUCAGAGCAUCUGCCAGAGAUUUGGACGACUGUGUUUCUCUCUUCAUUUGCUAUGCUUGCAAAACAGUGUGACACCAUCACCUCAACAGGUUCGUGUCUGCUCUCCCCAAAAGUUUUCUGAAGAUGGACCUAGUCUUUACUCUACUCGGGGCAUUUUGUCGCUUAUCCAGUCUUCUACUCGUAGGGCUUACCAGCAAGUCUUGGAUGUGCUGGAUGAAAACCGCAGGCCAGUCUUACGUGGUGGGUCAGCAGCUGUCAGUUCCUCUAGCCGCCAUCACGAUGAAGCCAGAUAUACUCUUUCAAAUAUAGACACAUCAUUAGAAGGAGCAUCAGAAGAUAUGACAGUUGUGGAUGCUGCUUCUUUAAGACGACAGAUAAUAAAACUUAAUCGCCGCCUACAACUUCUGGAAGAAGAAAAUAAAGAGCGAGCUAAAAGGGAGAUGAUCAUGUAUUCAAUCACUGUAGCUUUUUGGCUACUAAAUAGUUGGCUUUGGUUUCGGCGCUAAAAAUUACUUCUACAUUUAAAAAGAUCUGACAGUGGGGAAAUUUAAAAAAAUUACAAAGCCCUUUGUUCCUGUCUCUGAAUUGUAUGGUGACUUAUGACCCAUGCACUGGAAAUGUUUGCCACUGAAAAAAAAAGUGUAACAUAUUACAGUGUUAAAAGGAUGCUUGGACAUUUUUUUUCAAAUUGCUGUAACAUUCUGUUAACAUUUUUUUUUGCAUGAUAAUGUACAUUUGAACUGUAUUAUUUUGCAAAUGGAAAUGUCUUUAUCCUGUAAAGGUAUCUACAGACACUUCUCUUUGCAUAGAAAGAUAAACGUGGAUUUUUCAAAUAAUCUACAAAAUGGUGUAAUUUACAGUAGGUUUUUCAUUGUUUUUGUAUUAUUAAAUACAGCACAUUUAUUGUUAACUAAUUGCACUUGUUUUGUUUACCAAAAUUUUUUUUGCGGUGGUUUGCCAGAUUAAGUGGCAUCCUAAUUUAUCUGUAUCUCUCAUUCUGGCAUGUGUACAUAUUGUCUAAAACCAUUAUUUGCUAGAAUGUCAACAGAUUAUCCAGAGGUAUGUGUAAAAUGUUGUUUAGCUUUAAUUUUGCUUUUUUUCCCUUGAAAAAUAAAAUUUUAAGCAAGUCUGUUUGAGUGAUUCAAAGAUUAUGGAACAAUGUACCAACAGUAGUGUAAUUCAUAAAAGUAAAGAGAUUGUAAUUUCUUAUCAGUGCACUGAAUUGUAUUCUUUGUUCUUUGGGUAUGUGGAAACUUGCAAUUGGAACUACUUAACU